Molecule: messenger RNA, 4625 nt
Organism: Glossina fuscipes
Lineage: Eukaryota; Metazoa; Arthropoda; Insecta; Diptera; Glossinidae
Product: zinc finger protein swm-like
Biological process (GO): mRNA processing
Cellular component (GO): nucleus
Molecular function (GO): metal ion binding; RNA binding
Source: RefSeq, a predicted model, not a curated record
AUGUGCAGUUUCCACACGUCACAUCGCCCACAGCAGAUAACUCAUCAGCAGCAAGUGCAGCCUCAACGCGACACAUCGCCAAAGCAGGAAAGUCAUCAGCAGCAGCAAUUACAGCAGCAUCCUUUUUCCAGGCGGCUCACGCCCCAUACCUAUGCUGCAAACGGAUUCUCUUCGGGUGCAUCCGCUAGUCACCGUGCUGGACCUGCCGCAAGAGCUGCACUAGCAAGAAGUCCCUGCUCGGACACUAACUUGUCAGAAGGAUUCUUUUUGGCGAGGUUAACAGAUAAAUUUAUUAAACUACAAAACUCCCUGAACGGUUGUAAAUUCUUUGACUAUUUUGAAUGUGCGCCGAAGGAGAAUCUAAAUGCUGUAGGUUCUUCCAUGGAACAUGAAUCAGUUAAGUCGGUUUCAUCGUUUAGUAACGCCGUUACUGUACCAUUGAUUAUCGCCCAACUUCCAGCGGAAAAUACUGUUCAUACCAUUAAAAGUGCUACGGAUAAUGACGAGGUAGCGACAUUGCUUUCGAUAGAAGCCAGUUGUGCCGCCUGCAUGGACAGUUCUAAGCCUGUUGAAGCUGAUCAGAGUCCAGCCGAGCAGCCUGAACUAAAUGCUGGAUUUACUGUAUGUGAUGCAGACUCUUCAGCUCUAACACGUUACGUAUUGGCAUUAUUAAAAAAAGACAAACCCGAAAAAGAACUGAAACGAGUUAUGAUUGAACAAUUGGAUGUGUUCUUAACUGAGGAAACGAAAUCAUUUGUCGAAAGACUUUUUGAGGCCAUCUCUACAGAAGAAUACUUAAAAUUGCCGCCUCCUGCGGACAAAGACAACGAAGAAACUACCACAGACAUUGUAACGACCACAGACAUUGAUACUCAAACUUUGCGAUUCGUUGCUAUUGGCGCGCCAGCAGGAACCGGUAUAAAUGUGAUAAAGCAACAUGAAAGCAAUCAUGGAACAAUCAAUAAUCAUGAAAGCAUUAAAGUGACAGACGCUACUUCCACCACCACUUUAACCGCUAGCAUGUAUACGGAUAAAAAUCAUACACCACCUAUUGAAGAAAGCAAAAUCAAAGAUGUUCUCAUUACCAAUAAUGCAAGUGCGGUCGCAGAACAUACCCCGUCUUCAAUAUGGUCUCACCAUCAACUAUCUUCGCAACACAACCAAUCACAACAACAGCCGCAAGCAUAUUCAGCUCAUUAUAAUUAUCACAAUCCUUCCUCAGGAAAGAAUAAAACAGCAUCAUCCACAACGCAUACUUAUCCUGCGGAUGGUGGGGGAGGAAAUGAAAACAACGACCGCCAUCACCAUCACCAUCGAAGCGCAAGCCCUCCGACAGUUACCCGCACUAUUACUGCUGAUAAAGAAAAUCAACCGAGGGAGAGUCGCAGGCGGCGAGCUUCGUUGCGCUCACGAACUCGAUCACGCUCACGUUCCAAUGAACAAUUUUCACGCCGCUCUCGUUCUCGCGACCGUCGCAUUAAUGAACGCGAAAAAUCCCAAAGACAAUUUCGCAACAAAUCGCCACCUGUUGCAGGUGGUUGCGAUAAUUCCAGGUACGAGCGCCGCCGGGGGGGUGGAGGAGGUGGUGGCAGUAUUGGUGAUCGGUGCCGUAUGAUGGUGAACAGCAGUAAUAUAAGCGGAGGGGGAGAGCGCAAGGCAAAUGCUACAAGUGGUAGUCGUUCAGCGAACCAUUCAUCGCACUCACCACGCAGUCGCUCGCCUUCUUUGGAUCGCGUUAAUAAGAGUAAGAGAUCUCCUAGUACUGGCCGUGGUCAAUUGCGCGGUGUGGCUAGCUGUGCGACGUCGCCAGAGUCACGCCACCACCACGAGUCUAAAAAACGUCAAAGAUGCCGUGAUUUCGAUGAGAAAGGGUACUGUGUUCGUGGUGAAACUUGUCCGUGGGAUCACGGUGUUAAUCCGGUUGUGUUCGAAGGAUUAAACAACACAGCUUUGAUAAGUAUGUCGUUACGUGAAUAUAAUCCUGAUGCUCCAGAUCUUUGGUCUCGCGCGGGACCUCCCAGUGCAGCUAUGGUAAACGCUGCAACCCCGGGGACCUUAAUCGCUAGCUCUGCAGCUGCUGGUAUAAAUCCAUUUUCCGGAACUACACGUACUGGUGGCGUUAUGAUGGGCGGCCCCGGAGCACCUGUUGGAUUUUCUCAAGUGCAAGGUCCUGACAAAGUCAGUAACGGCGCCGCGGAUUAUGUGCGCAAUGCAGCUGGAGUUGGAUUUCGGGCAGCAGCUCCGAUGAUACCUUUUCCUUUUAAUCCGGCCGCGGUAACUACUCCUUUACAGCGCGAACUUAUACCCACACCAGUGGUUUAUGCCACUGGCGGAGCAGUCGGUGUUGGCGGCGAUGUAAAUGCCACCCUACAAGCACAGGGUAAAAGGCGUUUUGAGUUGGAAGACUCUGUGGCUAUAGCCGAAGGGCUACCCAAACGUAAAAUUCCAGCACAUAGCCGACUUGGGCCACGUGUAGCUAGCAUGCAAAACUGCUCACUUGAACUACGCAAAGUACCACGUGGUCUUAACACUAUUGCCCACCUGAAUAACCAUUUUGCCAAAUUCGGAAAAAUUGUUAACAUCCAACUCUCUUACGAUAGUGAUCCGGAAGCUGCUAUUGUAACCUUCUCUACACACGCCGAAGCUAACGUGGCAUAUCGCAGCACUGAAACCGUGUUAAAUAAUCGUUUUAUUAAGGUCUUUUGGCACACAUCUGCUGACACCCCGAUAUCCGGAGAUGGUAAUACCGUCAUAGGUCAACAGACGGGAGGAGGACGCAAGAAUAGUCAAUACCAUUUAAAUAAUGUGCCAGCUAUACCAACUCCAUCAGCAGAUUCAGCAAGAACGGCCAAUGUUAGUCAAAAUCAAGCUGGUCCGAAUGUAAACAACAAUAAUAAUAAUGCAAGCAUUCAAGAUGCCACGACAAUCAACACGACAGCAAACACAACUAUCACCACCACAACUGCAGUGGUCGCCACCCAUGUACCGACACCCUCCUUAAGACUCAAGAACAAUGUACCACCACGCCCCGUUGGCGUAGCAAAUGCUAUUAUUCGCAAAAAACAAGAGUAACAAGUAAAAGCCGUAGCCCAACUGGCCAACGGUUUACGCAAACGUAAGCAGGAACUUUUGCAAAGCUAUUUAAAGCAAAUGAAAUCAGCUUUAGACUUAGUAGAACGAUGUGAACCAUCAGAUCCUCAACGUGGUAAAACUUUGGACACAAUCAAAUUACUUCAGGGAACCAUCGACAGAUUACGCAAAGAAAUUGCUACCGAACAGGAGCAAAUGCAAGCUCAAAUUCAAAAUCAGCAACCACCACCGCCAGUGAAAAAAACUAAGGAGCAGCAGAAAAAGGAAUUGCUUGAUAUUGAGUUGGAGCUAUUUGCGCAACAGCAAGAGGGCAAUGAUACUACUGCUACACAAAAGCGGCUAGAGGAAUUACAGCGAAGUCUUGGUAUAGUGCCUGGUAGUACUCCGUCGUCUGCUAUUACUCCAACAGUCCAGGGUUCCCCUAAUAUCGCCAAAUCCAGUCAUUACAUGGCUGCGAGCAGGAAUACCGCGCGUGCACGAAACUCCUAUCCUGAAGGUUCCACCCGCGUAGACAGACGUCCUAAGACCAUUGUGGUAACGGGUUUUAAUAGUGAAGAAGCUGAUUUUGUUCUAGGACACUUUAAGCAUUUCGGGGAAAUUACAAAGCAUGACAUGGAUUUGGAAAAACCUCAGCUGAUACUCUCUUACGCUACACGUAUAAACGCUGAACAGGCGAUAUUGAGAGGCAAACUAUUUAAGGAUAAACGUUUGCAAAUUGUUUUUGCUCCUGUUGUACAGACGUCAAACGUAGCCUCCAGCGUUUUUAAUAAAAUGAGACCGAUAGCCAGUCCAGUGUAUAAAGAAGCUACAACAGCAGAACUCAACAAAACAAACCAGCCUCAAGAAGCUACCACAGCUGCCAUAUCUUUUCCCAAUCCUAGCCAGUAUAAUAGCGAAACAGAGGCUACUGCCACGGAUACUCUGCCUGAAUUAAGGCUUGAAGAUGAAGAAGAGGAUGAAGAAUCUGAAGACCGCUCGUGGCGACGUUGUUUCUUGCCAAAUCUAAACAAAAGCCAUGCCAAACGUAAACAACAUAGUCUAAGGUAUAGGCUUUAAAAAUAUACUUCACGUAAUUUAUUGUACGAAAAUUUAGACGCAUGCAAUACCCAAAUAAUUGUGCGCUAAAAAGCGUAGCAAUUUCAGUACUUUUUUCUUUUCCUCUUGUAAAUUCAAACAAAUCAUUAAUUUCGUAAUAUCAGGAACAUUACAAGCACACAAAGAGAUAUUUUAAGCCAAGCUUUUUCAAAUCCAGGAGUUCAACAGCGGAGACUCGAAAAAAUAAGUUAAAUUCUGAAAUUAUUGCUAACUUAUGGCAAAAACAACCUUGAAAACCUCUCAAUAUUCAUUAGACCUACAAAACACGUGGGAUUCACAAAAGUGGUUUAAAAGAAAAAAUAUUGUGUUAGAAAAGUCCAUACGUACAAACGCAGAAGUUCUAACGAAAAACCAAUUCAAUAUUUUAUCUUUCGUUUUCAAUUUGCAUCGUCGAAGUACACAAUAUUGAGGUUUUUGUAAUAAAAAUGAAAAACGUAUAU